AUCCAGCUGUGUAUGAAGUCAUCACUUUUGCUAAUGGCAAAAUUCUACACGAAGCUACGUUCGUGUAGAUCGCAAAGUACCCCAGGGCAACAAUGCCUCCCUAUAGAAGUUUUAUUCCUUGGAGAAUGUGGUGCUGGAAAAAGUUCUACAAUAAACAACAUUCUGGGAAUGAAAGCAAGUAAAGAAGGCAAAACGUUUUGUCGUGACGGGAUGACAAAGGAUAUAAUUCCUUGUUAUGGAAAAUGCCCACCAGGUCUCAUGCCAGUACAUGCAUCAGACGCAGAUCAGAAAAGAAAUAAUCCAGAAAACGAUAACUACAAGGAAGGUAAAGAAGAGUCUUCUGUGAAUAAAAACUCAAUCAUUCUAUAUGACACACCAGUUUUUUGCAAAGUUCUUCCUUUAAUUCAAAAAGAAAGGAAAAAGUUCCACGCUGUAGCUCUUGUGUUUCCAAUGACAAGAUAUACAGAAGACAGAAAAAAAUUUUUACAAAAUGUUUACGACGCUUUUGGUCAGAAGCUUUUUAAACAUGUCAUCAUAAUUUUCACAAAACCCGAAGAUCUUGAGAAAGAUGUAGAAGAUGAGAUUGCUGAUGUUGCAAAUGAAGACAAAUUAUUCGAAAAAUAUUUAUCGGAAUCAGGAAACAGAUACAUUGUGUGGUUUAGAGAUCAAGACAAAAGAAAGGAAUUGCUAGAGGAUUUUUAUAAGAAAUUGAAAGAUGUGCUCAGUCAGGAAAACAGACUAAUAACCACGAAAAAAAAAUCUCGCGUGUGUUUAUUUGUAGUUACCUGUACUCUUUCACUUCUUUUUUCUUGUUCUAUCUUUCUUUUGUUAUAUUUCUAUAUGUAAUGGAUAUAUUAUUUCUUUGCUUUCUCAGACAUUACCACUUCCUUUUUUUGAGCUUGAAUUGAGGUGUAAUACUGCUGGAAAAAAGGCAAAACUAUUUGGUCAGGAAUAGGAAAUUUUGAACGCUUCAAUCAGAAAUAUUAGUUCUUAAACAUUGUAUUGUAAAGAAAAAUUUUUCAUAGUUUCUUGUCAUCUGUUUUACAAUGAUUUUUUUUAUCGUAGGUUUAUUGAUGUGACAAAUCAGUUAUGAUAUAUAUUAUGACCCGGUCCAAACAAGACAGAAUGUACUUUUCUCAUGUAAAUUUAUAAUACAGUGUAUUAACCUCUUUGCUCUGAUAAAAUAAUGUGAUUUAUUCCAAAAAUAUAUUUACAUGUGCUUUUUAAGGAAUGAAUCUAAUUCAUGGCAAACGUAUUCGAGUAU
This is a messenger RNA of Saccostrea cuccullata (small rock oyster), 1264 nucleotides long. RefSeq names its product GTPase IMAP family member 9-like. Lineage: Eukaryota; Metazoa; Mollusca; Bivalvia; Ostreida; Ostreidae. Bases 13 to 846 code for a protein of 277 amino acids. The record is from RefSeq and is a predicted model, not a curated record. Gene Ontology annotation, molecular function: GTP binding. The transcript is spliced from 3 exons.